Physeter macrocephalus (sperm whale) is the source of this 2236-nucleotide messenger RNA. RefSeq lists its product as uncharacterized. Lineage: Eukaryota; Metazoa; Chordata; Mammalia; Artiodactyla; Physeteridae. The transcript has 14 exons. The record is from RefSeq and is a predicted model, not a curated record.
AUGUGGCAAAAGGAGGCUUGGGCACCUCGCAAGGCCUACGCACUCACCACCGUGCCCAUGGGACAUCUGCCGAGCACAAGUGUCCAAUUCACGGAGUUCUUGGAAGUGGAGAACCAGGAUGACUACUACAGCAUGGACGCUGGUUACGUCCACACCCAGGACCAUCAAGGAGGGUAUGUCAUGUAUGAUGAAGCCUUAAAUGAUCUGAAGGAACUAGAGACAGAACUGCUGCUUGUGGCCAGCCAUUACACUGAGAAAGAAAAAGGUCACAAAGAGGGCAGCAAGUCAAAUAUUGACCAGGACUGGGGAUGGGCCCAUGCAGGUAUGGACAGAUUUGCUGUGCUGUAUGACAUGUGGACUUGGGAAGCAACUCUUCUAGAAAACAAGCGCCAACUUCUUGGCAAUUACUCUGAAGCCUACCAGCAUGCGUUGGACCCAGAGGAGAGGUUUGCCUUAGCACAAGUGAUCACUGACAUCAUACACAGGUGCCCAAGGUUUGAUCUCAGCUACCCUUACUUCAUUAAGGCCUACUGAGAGGAAUGCACCUGCCUGAGGCUUCACCUGCAGCUGGUGAGGGGCAUCCUCAUGUGAAUAGAGUGUCAGUGGGAGUCUGUCCAGAGGAUUUGGCGUGAAGGCCAUCCAGAUGCUAGCAAUACAGUUGGACUUCCCCUUAACGUGAUUUGCAAAUAACUCGUUUCCGUCAACAAUAGCUGCCCAGCUUUGACAAACAUUUACCUGCUGGAGUUCCACCCUUCCCUGGGCCUGGCUUUGCGCAUCCCCAGAGCCCUUGAGCACCUCCUCAGGGAGGCCUGCCACACCUGCAGGCCCACAUCAGCCAGUGCGCUCACCUUGCUAGAGAGACGCAUGCUGCGGCUGGCCCUGGAUGUGUGGCUCACUCCAGCCAAGCCCAAGUCCUGGUACAGCGCAGAGCUCCAGAAAGACCUGUUUUCAGCUAAAGUGAUGGGCGAUCCCUUCCUCGUGGGGGAGAUAGGCCUGCUUGCAUUCAAGUCUGCAGCAGACGAAGGACAAAACCAAGGCCAAGAUUCUCAUAUGCUGCUCCUACGGACAUUUUCCAAACUUUUGGAACUCUUGACCCUCCGGCACAGGCUGAUAGAGAUGAGUCUGGAGAGUGUACACUUAGCACAUCUCUGUAAGGACUUGGCGUGUGAGAUGGGUUUUGAAGAGUUCCAUUUGUAUCUGAAGCCUGUUCACUUUGAAUUUGCAUCACACGAGGACAAGGUGGUCCAUCCACCUCCUGUCUUUAUAAUCUCUCUGCUGGAGGACAGUGACCGCGUAGAUAGGGCUCUGGAAGCUUUCGUGUCUAUUCAACUAGAAAAGGUGGGGCUGCGGGACAUGAUGCUGAACACCUUCCUCCUCAGGAAACAAGCCAUGGCUGACAGAAUGAAGAACCUCGCUUUGUCCAUACCUGUGACUGAAAAGGAGGGACUUCAAUUUACCUAAUCAAGUUCUACAAAUUGGAUAUGAUGGAGGCUAGACCUUCUAGAUUACUGCUGAGCAAUAAUGGGGGCAAAGGACUCCUUUUGGAUGAAAUUGGGAAAGUCAAGAGAGACGUUAUAGUUGAAUAUUGCCAGAAAGGAAGCAGUAUCAGAAGUGACGGCUAAGAGGCACUUGGAAGAGAUCCAUGUCUCUGCCUUCAGACAAUAGCAACCUGACCAAGACAGAAGUUUCUUCUUGACAGAGGUCCUCUUUCUCUUUGAAAAGUCUCCAGGGACUUAUGUCCUGGAACUUCCGUGAGAGAUGGAACAACUUAGGUUCACCUCUGCACAUCAUCUCUUCUUCUGACAUUUUAGAUUCAACCGCCACAUGUCUCACUGUGCUCUUCGGGGGCAGAUCAUGGCAUACUGCAACAGCCUGAGAGCACUGCUGGACGAUUUCCCAACCAUCAGAGAUACCUUUUUCAUGGUGGGACAACCACAAGAAAAGAAGGGGUCGAGGGACUACAAGGAGGGCCUCAAGACUGACCCCAGGUAGCUUUUAGAGCCUUAAAGCUAACUCUACAGCUGAUAGCCCCUCUCCAUGACAUUGUGGCCUACCUCUUCAGUUUGGCUAAGUUGGAAAUUAUCCAGCACGUUUUGAAUUUCCUCUAAGUCCUAACCCUCUGAGAGGCGACUGGGAAGGAACUAAGGGUAUUGAUGGAACCCUCCUGGGGAAAGGCACAAGAAGAGGCUCAUUUGUUUCCCGGAGGAGGGUCUACUCCCACCACCCCCACGACCAC